AAGUUUGUGUAAGAACAUUCAUAUCUCUCUCUCUCUCUCUCCCCUGAUUGGCAAUAAGACACGUUCAAAUCUAAUCUUCAUCUCCCUAUUCCAAUUCCGUACAUACUCUGCUUAUUCCUUUGCAUAAUCUUUCUUCUUCAGUGAUUGUGUGCAUCGUCACCUUUGACUUUCAUUUUCUGAAUCGUGUUUGAACGAUUGCUAGCUUUUGAGAAGAGCAAUGAGUUGUUCUGCAGCCGGACAAGGAAAGAAUAGCUCAGGUAAAAGGAGAAUAAGUGAUCUUUUAACUCAAUCUGAUAACCGAGUCUGCGCUGAUUGUAGCGCUCCAGAUCCUAAAUGGGCGUCAGCAAAUAUCGGAGUGUUCAUAUGCUUGAAAUGUUGUGGUGUGCACAGAAGCCUUGGUACUCAUAUCUCAAAGGUCUUAUCUGUGACAUUGGAUGAAUGGUCAGAUGAUGAAGUGGAUUCAAUGAUUGAAAUUGGAGGAAAUGCCUCUGCAAAUUCAGUUUACGAGGCAUUUAUACCUGAUGGUGUCUCUAAGCCUGGACCUGAUGCUAGUCAUGACCAACGUAUGCAGUUUAUCAGGUCAAAAUAUGAACACCAAGAGUUUCUGAAACCAAGCUUGAGGAUCACAUCCGUGAAGGGAUCAAAUUCAUCAUCACAACAGCCGGUAAAAUCUUCUUUCCAGUUAAAAAACUCUAUGAACUUGGACAUUGCUCUCAGUCUUUUGAUAUCAUGGUGGCAGCAUCUUGAAGGCAUGGUUGAGUUUAUUGGAUUGUUGAAGGUGACUCUUAAAAAAGGAACCAAUCUAGCUGUCCGAGAUAUGAGGACAAGCGAUUCUUAUAUUGUCUUGACUCUCGGACAACAGACUGCAAAAUCAACUGUAAUGAAGAGCAACUUAAACCCGGUUUGGAACGAGGAACUCAUGCUCUCUGUUCCUCAUGACUAUGGCUCAGUGAAGUUGCAAGUGUUUGAUUAUGACGCAUUCUCUGGUGAUGACAUAAUGGGAGAAGCUGGGAUUGAUAUCCAACCUCUGAUCACAUCCGCAAUGGCUUUUGGAGACCCUGAAAUGUUUGGAGAUAUGCAGAUUGGUAAAUGGCUUAAAUCGCGCGACAAUGCUCUUAUAGAAGACAGCAUCAUCAACAUUGCGGAUGGGAAAGUGAAACAAGAGGUUCACAUCAAGCUUCAGAAUGUUGAGUCUGGUGAAUUAGAACUAGAACUUGAGUGGCUGCGUCUUGACCAAUAAAAUAUAUAACAAGAGGCUCACUAAAUAUAUGUGUGUUUUGAUUCAUUGCUUUUGUGCACAAUCCAAAUGUUUCAUUUAAAACCUAAGAUAAGACGUUUAUAAGAUGCUAAAUCAGGUUUCAACCCCAA
Messenger RNA from Brassica napus (rape), 1368 nucleotides. RefSeq names its product ADP-ribosylation factor GTPase-activating protein AGD12. Gene Ontology annotation, molecular function: phospholipid binding; GTPase activator activity. Bases 218 to 1240 code for a protein of 340 amino acids. The record is from RefSeq and is a predicted model, not a curated record. The transcript is spliced from 8 exons. NCBI's taxonomy places the organism in Eukaryota, Viridiplantae, Streptophyta, Magnoliopsida, Brassicales, Brassicaceae.